This is a messenger RNA of Pelecanus crispus (Dalmatian pelican), 491 nucleotides long. NCBI's taxonomy places the organism in Eukaryota, Metazoa, Chordata, Aves, Pelecaniformes, Pelecanidae. The record is from RefSeq and is a predicted model, not a curated record.
UCUCGGCCGCCCCGUGCAGAUCUCCGGAAGCAGGCGAGGCAGCUGGAGAACGAGCUGGACCUGAAGCUGGUCUCCUUCAGCAAACUCUGCACCAGCUACAGCAGCACCCGAGACGGAAGGCGCGACAGCUCUGACACAACUCCUCUCUUAAAUGGAUCAAGCCAGGACAGAAUGUUUGAGACUAUGGCUGUGGAGAUUGAACAACUUCUGGGAAAGCUUACUGGAAUAAAUGACAAAAUGGCAGAAUACACAAAUAGUGCAGGAGUCCCGUCCCUGAACGCUGCACUGAUGCAUACGUUACAGCGUCAUAGAGACAUAUUGCAGGAUUAUACGCACGAAUUCCACAAAACCAAAGCGAACUUUUUGGCAAUACGAGAAAGGGAGAAUCUGUUGGGAUCAGUACGAAAAGAUAUCGAAUCAUAUAAAAGUGGGUCUGGUGUGAAUAACAGAAGAACAGAACUAUUCCUGAAGGAACACGAACACCUUCGAAA